UGUAGUUUCGCAAAGCGCUUGACCCAAGGUCGCUUCUCCACAACUCCUGCGCAUCACUCUGCACACAUUUAGUAUAUGUCCAAGCUCAGUGCGAACGUGUUAUUGUCACAGUGGAAAUGAAGGUUUUUGUGGUUUUGGCGUACAUUUGCGCCGUUGGAUACGGACAAUUUGGAAAUACCCAGUACCAGUCUUCUUUUGGUCAGAAUUAUCGAGGGCAGAACACUUUCCAACAGGCAGCCAGGCCUCAGAGCCAGAAUACGUUUGUCAACCAGAACCAGAGGAGCCAAUACCAACAGAAUCAGUACCAACAAGCCCAGCCCCAGUUCCAACAGCCAUCAGCACCGAGAUCUCAAAACCUCGGAUCCUGUAAAGACAAUGAAAGGAGCCCAAUCUCUGGCAGCUGUGACAGAUAUAUCGAGUGUGUUAAUGGAACAUCGGAGGAGAGGAGCUGUCCAGACGGCCUGUUGUUCAACCCCAAUGCGAGCGGUUAUCCCUGCCAAUACCCCAACGAAGUUGCUUGCCUCGAGCGCUCUUCUCUACAGCCCGCGCAGCCCACCGACGACUGCCCCCACCAGUUCGGCUUCUACAAGCUGGGGGACGCACGCAACUGCAGCUACUUCAGGAACUGCGUGAACGGCGUCGGCUACGACUUCUCGUGCCCCGAGGGCCUGGCCUUCAGCCCCGAGACCUACCGCUGCGAGUGGCCUGACCAAGUGGCUGACUGCGAUGCUGAAGCAUUCCUUGGUUUCCGGUGCCCGGAAGUGCCCGUGUCUAGAGAGCUUGGCCCACCCGCCGGAUUCAGAUAUUAUAGAGCCGACAACAAUUGCCAGAAGUACUUCCUCUGUAUAGACGGACGUCCGCGUGUUUUGUCCUGCGGCGGUGACUCUGCCUUCGACGACCUGACGUCCACCUGCGUCUCCGCAGACGAGGUGGCCGCCUGUCCUGCAGAACUCAGGGACGCAGCCGCCAGAUCCAGGGCAGAAGAAAAGCAGCGGUUGGCGAAAGAAAUUGAUUUUUAUUCAAAACCUCAACAGCAUAAGAGGAGGUUUUAGAUAUGUGCUGGAAUAAAUAGUUAUCGAAUAAUUAUUUGACUAUUUUACUGUAUUUGUUUACUUAAAGGGGGAUUUGCAAAACGACAAGCGACUAACAUUAAAAUAACUAAUAAUUUAAUUGGACACUAAAUAAUUAUCGUUGCAAGAAAAUUGUCAAAUUACCUAUAUGAUUUCGUUUUCUACGUAAAACUGUUUUUUUUAUGAUUUAUUUUAAAAAAAUAAUAUACACACAUCGUAGGUAUUUAAGUGUUUUAUGGGAAAUUGUACAGUCAACGGCAUGUAGAAUUAUUGUGUUUGGAUCACCAUGUACCGGUAACAACGCCUAUUUGGCCCUUUUGCGUUUGAAUGUUUAAUUCUUACAAAAAUCAAUGCGACAUAGGCACCUAUAUAUAAGUAUGUAGAAAUCUAGUCCAUCAAUGUAUAAUUUGAACAGUGUAAAUAAAUUAUCUCUUUUUAUAAUAAAAUUGUGAAAAUA
Plodia interpunctella (Indianmeal moth) is the source of this 1527-nucleotide messenger RNA. Its product is annotated as protein obstructor-E-like. Lineage: Eukaryota; Metazoa; Arthropoda; Insecta; Lepidoptera; Pyralidae. The record is from RefSeq and is a predicted model, not a curated record. The transcript has 6 exons. Gene Ontology annotation, molecular function: chitin binding. The coding region runs from base 117 to 1052 and encodes 311 amino acids. Gene Ontology annotation, cellular component: extracellular region.